AUGAGGAACGCCAUUGCUGCCGUUCUCUCUGCACGGAGCCCCUUGCCACAGAUUUACACGCCUGCCAACACUUCGUCCACAGCUACUUCUACGGAGGCAACAACGACACUUCCCGAGGCGAUUACAUCGGUCAGCAUUGGAGUUAAUACUCUCUACGGGGAGAACGGCUCACCAGUCUCUACCGCUUCUGCAUUGACCGCAGUCACCUAUACCCCAGCAGUUGUCAUCCUGACAGAGUCUGAACCUUCCCUCGCGACAACGACUCGUGUCAGUGUGCCCCUCUCUGGGGCAGAUGCUGGUCCCAAUAACACCAGUUAUACCCUGGUUGAAAUCACCUAUACUCCAGUGUAUAGUGUUUUAGUCGCACCUACUUCAGAAUCUUCAGUCGCGUCUACCUCAGAAUCAACCUCCACCACCAGCACGCCAACAUCUUCUGAUGCGGCAGCUAGUAACAGCAGUGCGCCAACGUCAAGUACCAGCUCGCAGGUCAUCGUUCACGAUUCAGGCCGUGGUUUGUCUGACGGAGCUGUCGCGGGUGUAGCUAUUGGCUGUGCAAUUGCCGGCGCCCUCAUUGCACUCGGUGUGCUCUUCCUCCUGAUGGGAGACCGGCUCAGGAAGAGGCAUUACCCUGGUGCCGCCUCGUCGCCGGCACAUUCCCGCCAUGCAAGCUCUAAGAAGCCUGGUUAUCUGAAUAGUACACUGCGCCAUCCCAAGGGUGGAGCUGUCGAGCGAUCUGUCGAAGAAGUCACGGCAGAAGCCGUGCUGGAGCAACCCAAGGACGAUGCCACUAUCAAACAAACCGUUGCGGCCCUGUUCAAGGCCAUAGAAGACCACGCAGACAACUAUUAUGUCGAUACGGCUGCGAGGAGUGACCGCCAAAAAGAGCCCGCCACUCAGUCCACCCAUCCACCCAGUGGCAUCACGGCUCAGAGCAACGUGGACUUUGAAGCCCUGCUGGCUGACCGAUUCUCUCGGUCCUCAGCCAUUACCGGGCUCAUUACAGCACAGAUCUUGGACGCGAUUGACUUCUUUGGUGUGACCGAGAGAUCUUUGUUGCCAGAAAUUAUAACGAAGUUUCUGAGAUCUUCCGCAGAUAAAUUCAAAGAUGACCAAAGAAGCCGGUUGAUUCUCUCGAGAUGGAGGACCAGCACUGCAGCCCUUGUCGGCUCCGUGGACUCGCCCGAGCGAAGAGCACAUUCGCAGACUGCCAUCGACGCCCUGAUCACUGACGUGGACUCCAUUGUGGGAACCUACAUCCGACCAGAAACGGAUAAAGACAGGCACCAGCACCUGGUCAAGCUCUGUAAGCGAGGUCAGGAGCUGGGCCUGUUGUUGCUAUCGCAGCCCACAGAGUGGAGAUUUUACUGGAGCGACGCCGCCAACGCACGGAGAGCAGCGUCCCAGACGCAACGGGGCGAAAAGGGCAGGAUGCAUGUGUUCGUGAUCCAGCCCCAGCUUCGAAGAGUCACGGACCAUGUCGCCCGCAAACUAGACCGACCACUCAUCGUCCUUGAGUGUCAGCUUCUGCAGUAG
Cladophialophora yegresii CBS 114405 is the source of this 1533-nucleotide messenger RNA. RefSeq lists its product as uncharacterized. The record is from RefSeq and is a predicted model, not a curated record. The coding region runs from base 1 to 1533 and encodes 510 amino acids. The transcript is spliced from 2 exons. NCBI's taxonomy places the organism in Eukaryota, Fungi, Ascomycota, Eurotiomycetes, Chaetothyriales, Herpotrichiellaceae.